AUGGUCAAACCCCAAGAACCCGAUCAAUCGACCUACACCUUGCGCUUUAAACACGGCAAACACACCGUCCUCCUCUUCGCCGACCCCAACACGCCCUUCCCAACCCUAAUUUCCGAGCUCCUCCAGACGCUCCACGAACGCUACCCCGAUGGUCUCCCCACCAGCAACUCCCCCGAUCCCGUUGCAGUUCCACACGAUAUACUAGAAGUGACGCUUGGCGUGCCAGUUGACGUGCAUGAUAUUAGUAAGGGCUGGACGGAGCUGGAUACUGGUAGGCAAGGGGGCUUGAAAGAAACACCUAUGAGUUUGGGACUUCAUGAUGGCGGGAUGGUGGCGUUUGCGUUUGAUGGGAAUGAGGAGAAGAGAGCGGAGUUUCAUGUCGAGUUUAGUGAUGAGAGUCAGCUGUAUCCGGAGGAAGAAUGA
Messenger RNA from Lachnellula hyalina, 423 nucleotides. RefSeq lists its product as uncharacterized. NCBI's taxonomy places the organism in Eukaryota, Fungi, Ascomycota, Leotiomycetes, Helotiales, Lachnaceae. Bases 1 to 423 code for a protein of 140 amino acids. The record is from RefSeq and is a predicted model, not a curated record. The transcript is spliced from 2 exons.